AUGAAUUCGAGUUACUAUACUUACGUCCCCGAGGAGAGGACUGCACCGGUGGGAAUCGUAGACAUACUUAAGGAAUUUCAUGCAUCCAGGAAGGAGGACCAGCAGAUUGAAAAUUUACCACCUCAGAUCGAAGCCAUGAAUACUCAUUUUACUGAUCUAAUCCGCGCCAAGGAAAAACGCGAACUUUCUGAAGAAGAUUUUAUUCUCAAUCGGGAAAAAUAUGUUAAGUCAAAAUUUCCGAUGAACCAGCAAAUUGUAAGUAAGGUGAUUUUUGUGACAUUAGCAAGUCAAUUUCAGGGCGAUAAUCUUCCCCGUCUUCUAGUUGCGGGAACAAAGACUGACACAAUGAAUCACAUUGCUUUGGAACUGCUAGAUCUCCAGCUCGAAAAGUGGGCAGAAAUGGAGAGCGAUCCGGCAAAGAUUUUUGAGCUUUUACAACUCUCACCGACGAAUGGCAAUCCUAUUAAAAGCGUACUCUUUCCCAAGUGGGUAAAUUUUGUCGAGUCAAGGUACCACGGUGACUCGGAAAAGGCAAAUGAACACAUGUUGUCCGUCUUGACCAAACAUUUUAAGAAGGACGAUUAUGCUCUGGCGAAGGCUCUAAUUGAGGGAGGAAGGCUCUCUGAAAAAAACAUCGCUACGAUACUGUUAGAUUUACAGAUUGAAAAGUGGGUAAACGACGGGCGAGAUGAGGCAGAGAUAUUCAAGUUUUUGGAGCUCCAGAAACCAAGUGCAAUCCUUUCGAAAGCCCAAUCUUUACCCAGUGGGUCACGUUCGUAA
This is a messenger RNA of Peronospora farinosa, 780 nucleotides long. The record is from the annotation of a GenBank genome assembly. NCBI's taxonomy places the organism in Eukaryota, Oomycota, Peronosporomycetes, Peronosporales, Peronosporaceae.